Molecule: messenger RNA, 1089 nt
Organism: Hevea brasiliensis (rubber tree)
Lineage: Eukaryota; Viridiplantae; Streptophyta; Magnoliopsida; Malpighiales; Euphorbiaceae
Product: LRR receptor-like serine/threonine-protein kinase EFR
Exons: 3
Coding region: 1-1089 (362 amino acids)
Molecular function (GO): protein binding
Source: RefSeq, a predicted model, not a curated record
AUGGAGUUGACAGUGAAGCACAAGAAGAGGAGAUGUGCACAGCUUAGGAAUAAUUUUGUUGGAGAUGAGAUGAAGUUUUUACAGAUGGCUCAAAUCUCUACAACUUCGUCAAGAGUAAACUCCCAAGAAGAGUCAUGGAAGUUGUGGACUGAAUCAGAUACUUUUCAUUACAGGAAUUUGGGAAAUGAGACAGAUCGACUUGCACUCCUGGAAUUCAAAUCCAAGAUAGGCAGUGAUCCACAUGACGUCUUUAGCUCCUGGAAUGAUUCUGUCAACUUCUGCCAAUGGCGAGGGAUUUCUUGUGGCCGCAAACACCACAGAGCUACGUCUCUAGACCUGUACAGGCUGAGCUUGUCAGGAACCAUUUCUCCGUCUAUUGGGAACCUCACCUUCUUAAGGUUCUUAAAUCUUCGCAAAAACAGAUUCCUCGGUGAAAUUCCGCAGGAAGUUGGCCGCUUGUCCCGAUUGAGACAUCUUAACCUGAUGGAUAACAGAUUGGAAGGUGAAAUUCCACUCAACAUCACCUACUGCUCAGAGCUCCGAAUCUUGAUAUUGGCUAGAAAUAGCUUUAUGGGUAAAAUUCUUGAUGAACUAAGCUCUUUAAAGAAGCUUGUGAUGCUUCGUCUUUAUAGAAAUAAUUUUACAGGACAGAUACCACAUUCCUUUGGAAACUUUUCCUACUUGAAGCAUUUAUCUAUAGGAGAAAAUAAUUUGGCAGGAAAUAUUCCUGACAAAUUGGGGCAAUUGAUAAGCUUGAAUUUCUUCUCGGUUGAAGUAAAUAAUUUGACAGGUACAAUUCCUACUACCCUAUACAACAUCUCAUCCAUCAUUACCUUUUCGGUGUCGGCUAAUCAAUUGAACGGGAGUCUUCCAUGGAACAUUGGCCUCACUCUUCCAAAUCUCCAGUAUUUCACAUUUGGUAGUAACCAGUUCCAUGGAACUAUUCCAGUUUCAUUACACAAUGCUUCUCAGCUUGAAACGAUUGACUUCUCUACCAACAUGUUCACGGGACAAGUUCCAAAUAAUUUAGGACGUCUAAAGGAUCUUCAAGAGUUAACUUUAGAGAUUAAUUUUCUGGGCACAAUCUAG